Messenger RNA from Panicum virgatum (switchgrass), 1044 nucleotides. Its product is annotated as probable cytokinin riboside 5'-monophosphate phosphoribohydrolase LOG4. Bases 74 to 772 code for a protein of 232 amino acids. Gene Ontology annotation, cellular component: cytosol; nucleus. The record is from RefSeq and is a predicted model, not a curated record. The transcript has 6 exons. Gene Ontology annotation, biological process: cytokinin biosynthetic process. Gene Ontology annotation, molecular function: hydrolase activity, hydrolyzing N-glycosyl compounds. NCBI's taxonomy places the organism in Eukaryota, Viridiplantae, Streptophyta, Magnoliopsida, Poales, Poaceae.
CCCGGCCAUAAGUGGAUAUCCUCCCUUCCUGGGUGCCUCAUCCUUUCCUCCUCCCUCGCGUGGUUUGUGACCCAUGGAGGAGAACCAAGAGAAGUCUGCUGAGGGGAGCGGCGGCGGCGGCGGACGGGGGCCGGUUCGAACGAUCUGCGUCUUCUGCGGCAGCAGGCCGGGGAACCGGCCGUCCUUCAGCGCAGCCGCGCUCGACCUCGGAAAGCAACUGGUCGAGAGGCAGAUCAACCUGGUGUACGGCGGCGGCAGCGGCGGCCUGAUGGGCCUGGUGUCCAAGGCCGUCUACGAGGGCGGCCGCCACGUCCUCGGGGUCAUCCCUAGCGCGCUCCUGCCUGAAGAGGUGUCAGGGGAGACAUUGGGGGAGGUGAAAGUGGUCAGGGACAUGCAUGAGCGCAAGGCAGAAAUGGCGAAGCACGCCGACGCCUUCAUCGCGCUGCCAGGCGGUUACGGGACGAUCGAAGAACUGUUGGAGAUCAUAGCGUGGGCGCAGCUGGGGAUCCACAACAAACCGGUGGGGCUGCUCAACGUGGACGGCUACUACAACAGCCUGCUCUCGCUGUUCGACAAGGGCGUCGAGGAGGGCUUCAUCGACGCCAAGGCGCGGAACAUCUUCGUCCUCGCCGACACCGCCGCGGAGCUCCUCACCAAGCUCACCGAGGCGAGGCUGGCGGCCGAGGACGAGGAUGCCGCCGCCAGAGGAGGAGGCGAAGAAGAAGAGAAGGCCGCCGCCGCCGCUGGCGUCAAGAGGAAAAGAAGCUACUAGAACAUUGUCAUCAUGUGUUUCUCAGGCCAUCUAUGGAUCCAUCCAUAUAUGCUCUUCUGUUGUUUCCUUGAUUUGGAGCUUGUUGUUUUAAUUUGUACUAUACUCUCCUAGAUUUCAUUCCCGCAAUGUGUGGAUCCGGCAACCAGCUAGCAAGCAGUUGCUAAUUAAUUAACCUUGCGAAGCAGUAGCUCUCGUGAUCGAUUAGCCGGCCGGCACGAAGCAACGCGCUGCUGCAUAUAUAUAUAUAUUUGAUGUACCUUCAUGGCAGCAAA